Monodelphis domestica (gray short-tailed opossum) is the source of this 6303-nucleotide messenger RNA. Its product is annotated as zinc finger protein 350-like. The record is from RefSeq and is a predicted model, not a curated record. Gene Ontology annotation, cellular component: chromatin; PcG protein complex; transcription regulator complex. Gene Ontology annotation, molecular function: DNA-binding transcription factor activity, RNA polymerase II-specific; RNA polymerase II cis-regulatory region sequence-specific DNA binding. Gene Ontology annotation, biological process: regulation of transcription by RNA polymerase II. Lineage: Eukaryota; Metazoa; Chordata; Mammalia; Didelphimorphia; Didelphidae.
GCGGCGCGGAGGCCUCUGGGAAGCAGGAAGUGAAGGUGGCUCUGAGUCCCUCCUCCUGCACUUCCAGAGAUCUGCCCGCUUUGGCCCCUUAACGGGCCAUAGAACUCCCUCCGCGCCGCGCCUCAGGCCUCGAGAGACAAGCCUGGGAAAAGAUGGAGGAACUUCAGCAAAUGGACUCACUGGGGCUACUUUGCUGCCUCUACAGGGAGCCUGGAGUCCCAGAGAUGACCUUUGAGAGAGACGGACUCCCAGCCCAGGAAAUAUGGUCCCUGCCGGCACCAAGUCUCUCUGGCCUCCGUGUGAGUCCUCGUCUCCCUUUACCCACAAGAACAUUCAUCAGUGGAACUUCCUUCCACUUCAAGGAGGUGGUGACGUUCCGGGAUGUGGCUGUGGACUUCACCCGGGAGGAGUGGCGCCUCCUGUCCCCUUCCCAGAAGGAGCUGUACAGGGAGGUGAUGCUGGAGAAUGUCCGGAACCUGCUCUCUGUGGGCCUUCCAGCCCCCCCAGAAGACGUGAUCUCUUCUUUGGAGCAGAGGGAAGCCCCAUGGAUGCUGGAGCAAGAAGACCUGAGGAGCUGUUCCCCAGGAGAGAUCAGACCUGAAAUGAAGGCGAAUCCAACAGAGUUGAGCCUUCCUGUGGAAGAAAUUGGUCCCAAUAGCUUUGCUUUUAGAGAAUUCUUUGUUUCACUUCAAAAUUCAUCUCAGAUUGAAAUACACACUGAGGAAAAAUCUAGUAAAAGUAAUCAGUGCAAAAAGACUUUGAUGCGCAGGGCAAAUCUUGCUGUACAUCAAAGAAUCCACAGUGUGGAGAAACCUUAUGAAUGCAAUCAGUGUGGAAAGACAUUCAAAGAAAGGUCCAAGCUUUCUGUACACCAGAGAAUCCAUACUGGGGAGAAACCUUAUGAAUGCAAGCAGUGUGGAAAAACAUUUUGUCAGAGCUUCAGUCUUACUGUACAUCAGAGAAUCCACAGUGGGGAGAAGCCUUAUGAAUGUAAGCAGUGUGGAAAGAUGUUCAGUCAGAGCUCCAAUCUUGCUGUACAUCAGAGAAUCCAUACUGGGGAGAAACCUCACAAAUGCAAGCAAUGUGGAAAAACAUUCAGUCAUAGCUCCCAUCUUGCUGUACAUUAUAGAGUCCACACUGGGGAAAAACCUUAUGAAUGCAACCAGUGUGGAAAGACAUUCAGUCGGAGCUCCAGUCUUGCUGUACAUCAGAGAAUUCACACUGGGGAGAAACCUUAUGAAUGCAAACAGUGUGGAAAGACUUUCAUUGUGGGCUCUAGUCUUACUGUACAUCAGAGAAUGCACACUGGUGAGGAACCCUAUGAAUGCAAGCAGUGUGGAAAAGCAUUCACAAAUAGCUCCAGUCUUGUUACACAUCAGAGAAUUCAUACUGGGGAGAAACCUUAUGAAUGUAAGCAUUGUGGAAAAACAUUCAGUCGGAGCUCCUAUCUUGCUGAACAUCAGAGAAUCCACACUGGUGAGAAACCUUAUAAAUGUAAGCAGUGUGGAAAGACAUUCAGUCAGAAUUCCCAUCUUGCUGUACAUCAGAGAAUCCACACUGGUGAGAAACCUUAUAAAUGUAAGCAGUGUGAAAAGACAUUCAGUCAGAGCUCCAGUCUUGCUGUGCAUGAGAGAAUCCACACUGGGGAAAAAUCUUCUGAAUGUCAACAGUGUGGAAAGACUUUAAUGAUGAGUUUCAUUCUUGAUGUACAUCAGAGAAUGUACACUGGCAAAGAAGAUUAUGAAUGCAAACACUGUGGAAAAGCAUUCACAAAUAACACAAAUAUUUUACAUCAGAGAAUCCACACUGGGGAGAAGCCUUAUGAAUGCAAACAAUGUGGAAAGACAUUCAGUCGGAGCUCCUAUCUUGUUGAACAUCAGAGAAUUCACACUGGGGAGAAACCUUAUGAAUGUAAACAGUGUGGAAAGACAUUCAGUCAGAGCUCUCAUCUUGCUGUACAUUGGAGAAUCCACACUGGUGAGAAACCUUAUGAAUGCAAGCAGUGUGGAAAGACAUUCACAAAUAAUUCCAGUCUUUCUGUACAUCAGAGAACCCACACUGGGGAGAAACCUUAUGAAUGUAAGCAGUGUGGAAAGACAUUCAGUCAGAGCUCCAAUCUUGCUGUACAUCAGAGAAUCCACAGUGUGGAGAAACCUUAUGAAUACAAGCAUCAUGGAAACACUUUCAGUCAGUUCUCUAACCUUGGCAUACAUCAGAGGAACCAUACUGUGGAGAAACCUUAUGAGUGCAAGCUGUGUGGAAAGACAUUCACAACUAAUUCAAGUCUUUUUGUACAUCAGAGAAUCCACACUGGGGAGAAACCUUAUCAAUGCAAGCAGUGUGGAAAGACAUUCAGACAGAGCUCCAAUCUUGCUGUACAUCAGAGAAUUCACACUGGGGAGAAACCAUAUCAGUGCAAGCACUGUGGAAAGACUUUUAGUCACAGCUCCCAUCUUGCUGUACAUUGUAGAAUCCACACUGGAGAAAAGCCUUAUGAAUGCAAGCAAUGUGGAAAGACAUUCAGUCGGAGCUCCAGUCUUGCUGUACAUAAGAGAAUCCACACUGUAGAGAAGCCUUGUGAAUGCAAGCAGUGUGGAAAGACAUUCAGUCAGAACUCCCAUCUUGCUGUACAUCAGAGAAUCCACACUGGUGAGAAACCUUAUCAAUGUAAUCAAUGUGGAAAGACAUUUAGUCGGAGUUCCAGUCUUGCUGUCCAUCAGAGAAUCCACACUAGGAAGGAUCCUUAAAAACGCAAUGUGGAAAAAUUCAUGUGCAAAUCUUGUCUUGCUAUUGUGUGAAGGAAAUGUAAUGUCCCCCUUUUUGGAGAAGCAUACCUGUCAUGAGCCUAAACUUGAAUUAUAGGAGAGGAUUACAUGAUGGGUAAUCAUUGAGUGAGGACAGAAUGACAGCAGGAAAAUGGCUGCAAUGUAGUUGAGAGAUCAUUAAGAUGAGGGCAGGCGAGUCCCCUGGGACUGCUUCCCCUAGGUGGCUGAAGCAAAAUAGAAAGCCUCGGUUGACUGCUUGAUGAGAUUUGUGAGUUAAUGGGUAGAGAAAAGGAUAAAUUGAGGGAAGAGUAUAUAUCCAAGCUCUUCUCUUUCAGUUUGGUUGCUGGUUAGACUUCCCUGUGAGAAUGGCUAUGGUGCUCUAAUUGUGGCUAUAGAAUAGCAAACCAAACAUUGCUGAGGAAAUUAGAUCUCCUGUUUUUCCACCUUUUCCCCCUUCUGCAUUAGAUUAAGUGAAAUUCACUUAAAUUUAGUCUUGUAAUUUUCUCUAUUAUACUAUGCAUCACAGAAACUACAGACAUUCACUCUGAGCUCUCACUUUCCUCAAAAUCAGACAGUUUGCUCUAGUAUGUCAUAAGCUCUCCUAAGAUUAUAUGCAAGUGGGCAUAUAUUUUAAACCUAAAGCAUGAUCCCCUAAGAAAAUUAAGGGAGUGUAGAAUAGUUUACCUUUCAGAUUGAUUUAUUGAUAAGGGAACAGUUUGUAACCACAAAUGAAAUAGAUUUUAUGAGGUUUAAAAUAUGUAAUUUUUAUAUUAAACUUAAAACAUUGUACAAAAAGCUAAUGUAAGAUUAAAAGUGUAAAUAGGUUGUCAUUUGUUUGCAACCCUAUGUCCAAUUAAAUACUUAAUUUAAAAAAAUUUUAACCCUAUAUUCAAAUGCCUUAGUUCAUCAUUUCAUGCUAUCUAGAUCUAAAGGGGAGUUAGUUUAGGAAGGAAAUAAUGUCUUUGCUCUAAAGAAACCUUUUGUGGGGGCAGCUGGGUAGCUCAGUGGAUUGAGAGCCAGGCCUAGAGACGAGAGGUCCUAGGUUCAAAUCUGGCCCCAGACACUUCUCAACUGUGUGACCCUGGGCAAGUUACUUGACCCCCAUUGCCUAGCCCUUACCACUCUUCUGCCGUGGAGCCAAUAUGGAAGGUAAGGAUUUUAAAAAAAAAAUUUUUUUAAUAAAAAAGCCAUUUGUAAUUAGAACUAUUUCCUACAUAUUGUUUUCCUAAAAUGUCAAUAAAGCAAAAAUCAAAAGAUAAAUUCUACUGUGGAUUUUAAGAUACAAACUAAAAUUAUUGACAUCCCAGUGGUUUCUAUUCAGUUGCAUGCAUUACCAAAAUCAUUGUCUUAUAUUUUCAAAAUCAUGCAUCUAUCAGCUUGACACUCUGAACUGAUUAUACUCAGAGUCCAAUAUGACAUUACUAAUACAAUUAUACUUAUUUCUAUAAUUUCUAAACCUAUCACUUGCAUGUCAGAUCUUAAGCCUAUUUUGCAUUAAGAUCUAUGCUAUAUAUGUGGUAAGAAAUUAUCACAGCAGUACAGAGCUCCAAGCUAAAUAGGUUCGUUGGGAGGCCACUCUUCCAAUAAAGCCGGUUCCUGGUCAAGAUCAAGAGCAGAGAUCCUGAGCCUUAGGAGAUAGCCUUUUUUAUGCCAAGAAAUCUGAUGAUGCAAUGAUAGAAAAUACACUUACAGUGAAACUAAAAUGAAUGUAAAAUUGUUCAUAUGGGUAUCUUCUUAAUGAUGCAAGCUCUGAUUAAUCUGGCAAUAGUAGGAAAGAUCACUAUGGGUGGUAACUUGUCAGUACUCAUGGUCUUGGUGUUUUUACUAGUGAUUAUGUUGGAAUAAUAGAUUUCAGCAGUUUUGGUUAACUGAUAUGUGAAAACAAGAGUAGCCCUCCACCUGCUGUGUGACUUAUUCUACAAACAAGACCAUCCUUCCUCUUUUUGUCUGACCAUCUUGUUAUACCCCCAAGAGGGGUGUGAUAGGAUUUAUGGAAUCUCCUGGGUCAUAGGCUUGAUGUCAGGAUGUAAACAAAAUUCGAUAGCACCCCAAAAAUAAUUUUCUUAGCUAAUGUUUACAGUUUUCAUAAAGCAAGCUAUUUUGACUAGAACUCAAAACUAAUGAUUAUGUUAUAAAAAUAAUCCUAAAAGGUAAUAAAAUCAUGAAAGGGGGUUUUGUACUCACACAUACAAGAUCAAAUAUCAUUAUACUAAAAGGAAAAACAUGUGAAUUAAAGUGCUACUACAUUAUAAUUUAUUGUAAGUCAGUUCCAUUGAAUCUAGAUUCACCAUUAUGAAUGGUACCCUAAAGAAUCUUUUCUCAAGAAGCAUUUGCUGUCAGCACCUCAAAUGAUAGGACCUCUACUUUCAGAUUAGUCCUCUGCCCAGGGUUCAUGGCUAUCUAACUGCUCAGUAGGAGGGUCUGAGUCCUGGACAUGAAAGAGGGAAAGAGGCAGGUGUUAAAGGGAUGGAGAAGUGGAACCUCAGAGAUGAGUAGUGGCCCAGGUUGAAUUCAAGCCAAGGGGCAGAAUUGAAGGCCUGAGGAAGAACAGGAUCUAGGACUCUCAGAAUAAGAGUUUUAGGGACCAGGAGAAACGUUUCAGGAAGUGAGAUGCUACCUGAGAAGACCGAAUCCAAGAGGUCAAGGGAAGCAUGGAGGACAUAUUCCAAGAAGUGGAGACAACUAAAGGAAAGUCAGAGUAAAAAGAUGGAGGGUCUUGAGCAAGAAUCAUUCAGGAGGUCAGUAUCACUGGGUCAGAGACAGAGUAGUGUCAGGAAAUAAAUCCACUGCACCGAUAUAAAAUGUAUAUGAAUAGAGUCAAGUAAGUAAAAUUCUCCAUCUAAAUGUAGAAAGUUAGAUUUUAUUAGAGGGCUAGAUCUCCCAACAAAACAGGACUCUUGCAUAUUACAUAGUUAGAAGACCACAAGAGAUGAUUCAGUCUGGCAGAGACCUGGUUUAUAUAGAUACAAUUAACAAAUUAAGUGUUCCCACACAAGGUUUCAUUAGUUAUAUUUCUAUAUAAGAUUUAUAUUUCUAUAUAAGACUUAUAAGACAUAGCAUCAUAUAGACCUUCUUAGGAAACAGUUGCCCAACAACAAAGCUGAUUGAUUAGUUAACGUAGGAAAACCCAUAUUAGUCCAAAGGUUGGAUAACAAAGCAAUACCUUUAUUUAGAGAAAUAAUGAUGACCAUUACCUAAGACUCAUCUGAUAUGGAAGAAGGAUGUUACUUAUGGUUAAUUCCAAAAAUGGGCAGGGUGUAGAUGUUUGCACCAUUUCUGGACAUGAAACUCAGGUGGUCAUCAUUGUGUAAUUAGAAAUUUGUUACCCUAAAAACUACAUGAACUUCCUGUUAUUACUGACUUCCUGUAGACAGAGGGAUAAAUUUAGUGGGUUUCUUGGUCUCACAAUCUUGGCUUCCUGUAACAAUUUUGGUGAAGUGGGCUUUUUGAACAGGUUGAUUAGCUAUGGGUACAUAGUUUAUUUGUUAUCUUCUUCAUUCCUUUAUUUCUAAUGAUCAUUAAUAAAUCCCUUAAAAUA